This is a messenger RNA of Daucus carota subsp. sativus, 1823 nucleotides long. Its product is annotated as aldehyde dehydrogenase family 3 member H1. The record is from RefSeq and is a predicted model, not a curated record. Gene Ontology annotation, molecular function: aldehyde dehydrogenase (NAD+) activity. NCBI's taxonomy places the organism in Eukaryota, Viridiplantae, Streptophyta, Magnoliopsida, Apiales, Apiaceae. The coding region runs from base 105 to 1646 and encodes 513 amino acids. The transcript has 10 exons. Gene Ontology annotation, cellular component: cytoplasm. Gene Ontology annotation, biological process: aldehyde metabolic process.
UAGAGUAAAAGGCCUGCGGCUGCGGCAAGUACAAGUUUAAGAUGGUAUAAAACAAGGAGACGGUAGUUUAUAUAAAAAGAUACAGAUACUAAAGAUAGAGAUAUAUGCGAUCUGCAUAUAUAAACAAAGAAAGAGAGAUAGAGAUAGAGAAAGAGAUAGAGAGAGAGAAAGAGAAAGAGACAGAGAGAGAGAUGGAUAAUGAUUCCAAGUUUGAUGGAGAGUCAGCGAGGGUGAUGAUGAAAGAAUUGAGGGAGACUUACUCUACUGGUAAAACCAAGAGUUAUGAAUGGAGGAUCUGCCAGCUCAAUAAUCUUCUCAAGAUUGCCGAGUUUCAUGAACCCGAGAUUCUUCAGGCUCUUCACUCCGAUAUCUCCAAGCCCGAGUUCGAAUCCUUUGUCCAUGAGAUAUGGUUGAUCAAGACAUCAUGUAAAUUGGCAAUUAAGGAACUUAAACGUUGGAUGAAGCCAGAAAAAGUUGGUACAACAUUAGUAACAUUUCCUUCGAGUGCAGAAAUCGUGGCAGAACCUUUCGGAGUUGUAUUAAUCAUAUCAGCGUGGAAUUAUCCUUUCUUGCUGUCUCUUGAUCCAGUUAUUGGAGCUAUUGCAGCAGGAAAUACCGUGGUCUUGAAACCAUCAGAAGUUUCUCCAGCCACAUCUUCAUUGCUCGCAAAAUAUAUAGGGGAAUACAUGGAUAGCUCAGCUGUAAAAGUUGUAGAGGGUGCUAUUCCUGAAACAUCAGUUCUUCUGGAGCAAAAGUGGGACAAGAUACUCUAUACAGGAAACUCAAAAGUUGGACGUAUUGUAUUAGCUGCUGCAGCAAAGCAUCUUACACCUGUUGUCUUAGAGCUUGGAGGAAAAUCUCCUAUUAUUGUUGAUUCAGACAUUGAUCUAAAAAUUGCAGCAAGGCGUAUUAUCUCAGGAAAGUGGGGAUGCAACAAUGGACAAGCCUGCAUAUCUCCGGAUUACAUUAUAACAACAAAAGAUUUUGCCCCAAAAUUGGUAGAUAGUCUGAAACUUCAGUUGCUAAAAUUCUACGGGGAGGAGCCACUGAAAUCAGAUGACUUGUCUCGUGUUGUGAACUCUAAUCACUUUAAUCGGUUGAUUAAAUUAUUGGACGAUGAUAAGGUAUCUGGUAAAAUUGUUCAUGGAGGUCAAAGGGACAUAGUCAACCUCAAGAUUGCUCCAGCUAUAUUGCUAGAUGUCCCGGAAGAUUCUCUAAUCAUGAAUGAAGAAAUAUUUGGUCCUUUACUUGCUAUUGUGACGGUUGAUCGUCUGGAAGAGAGUUUUAAUAUAAUUAAUUCAAGACCGAAACCACUGGCAGCAUAUUUAUUUACAAACAACAAGAAGUUGAAGGAGAAGUUUGUGGGUGAUGUCUCUGCAGGAGGUUUACUGAUUAAUGAUACUACUUUACAUCUUACAGUUCCCACUUUACCUUUUGGAGGAGUUGGGGAGAGUGGCAUGGGUGGAUACCAUGGAAAAUUUUCAUUCGACACUUUCAGUCACAAGAAGGCAGUUAUGUAUCGAAGUUAUCUUGGAGAUGCCUCUGAAAGGUACCCACCAUAUACAACCCGUAAGUUGAGAUUUCUGAAGGCUGUUAUGAAUGGCAGUUUUCUUGACAUUUUCCGUGCUAUAUUGGGCUGGCCAUAAUCUGCAGAUGGUAUUCUGGUGGUUUCAUUUGUCAUGUUUUUUUAGUCUCUCUUGGCUAAAUCUGCUGAUGGUAUUCAAUUUUUCAUAUACAUAAUAUUUGUUUCGUUUGAGCAACUAAACAAUCUUCCAUCACUUGUAUUUUCCUCCUAAGAUUUACUUUUUACUUCUUGGCAUCAA